AUGGCUCCUACUGCCCCCGCCGCUGCCACCAACUCUCCGGCCAAGAAGACGACCGCGCCUGAGAAGAAAUACAAGUGUCAAUUCUGCAAUCGUGCCUUCAGCCGAAGCGAGCAUCGCAGCAGACAUGAGCGAUCCCAUACAAAAGAACGUCCUUUCAAGUGCUUGAAAUGUCGCAGUACCUUUGUGCGCCGUGACCUGCUCCUGCGCCACGACCGUACUGUGCACGCCAAGGAUGGAGGAGUGCCUCUUGUCAGCGAGGGCCGCAGACGUGGUGGGAACAAUAGCAAUGCCGGCGUGCAGAAGAGCUCUCCCGCUCCUGCCGCGUCGUCAAAGCCUUCCAUCACCAUCGACCCGGCCACGCUGGAGCAGAUCGAGGCAAGCAGCGACGGUAUGGUCGAUCUUGAAACUGCAGCAAUGUUGAUGACAGACUUCCAACACAAGGCCGCCGCAGCCGCUACUGGUCACGUCCAGGACCGCACUGGCUCCGACCACUCCUUUUCCCCCAGCCGCACGUCCUUGCUAGACCAGCAUGCCUCGUACCUGUCCGGAAACGCUACGCUGCCGCAGAUGCCCUGGGAUUCGCUCAUCUCGCCCACCGAGACCAAGCACCACCCCAUGUCCGCUUUCACAUCCCACGAUGCAAACUCGCAUCAGAUGUCCAUGAUGGACCGACACAUGUCGGCCAGGGAUACUCUGGCCCCGUCGCUGCACACCCUGGUCGACUCGCUCCCAGUGUCUGGCAACUCGACCCCCAAUGCCCUGUCGCCCUACCCUUCCAUGACCGGUCCGGUCAGCCCCGUCAACUAUCGGCGGUCUCCAGGGCCUACCCAGGCCCUCACCCUGCCCAAAGCGCCUCAACUUGCCAACGAAGCCGAGAGACAGCGUAUUGUGGACAACAUCAAGGGAGCUGAUGCGCUUUCCAGCUUGCCCAGUGAAUUCCAGAUCCCCUCUACUCCGUCUCUGAACAAAUACUUGUCCACGUACUUCAACCUUUACCACCACCAUCUCCCGUUCUUGCACCAGGGAACUUUCAAUCCCACCGAUGCCUCGCCACCCCUCUUGUUGGCUGUGCUGUCUAUUGGUGCUCUGUACACCUUUGAACGGGAACAUGCCUUUAUGCUCCACGUCGGCUCCAAAGUCCUCGUCAACCAGUUCUUGCAGCAAAAGGACAACUUUGACUCGAGAAAAUGCCCCCUCUGGGCCAUGCAAAGCACCUUGUUGAACAUGGUCUUUGAGAGCUGGAGUGGAGAUCCGAAGGGUUUGGAAUGGACCUGCUCGAUCAAGAGUCUGCUCGCCAACAUGGUUGCUGGAAACCGAUACCAGUUGAAGCUUCGUACCGUGGCCCGCGAGGGUCGACUACCUAGCCGUGACCAGUGGAUUGAAGACGAAUCGUGCCGCCGAACUUACUAUGCUGUAUAUAUCUUUUUCGGCAUGCUCACCUUGACUUUCAACCACACGCCCGCCAUGAGCUUUGACGAGCUAGACAGUUUGGAGCUGCCUUCGUCCGAGUCCCUGUGGAACAUGGACGUCACCGAUGAGGAGUCCUGGCGCCGAACUCUGGCCACUGUCAUUCCCGUCAACAUUCGCGAAGCUCACGACCGCCUCUUCCAGGGCGAGCAAACCCGGUACAGCGCCUUUGCUACCCGUGUCAUGAUCAAUGCCCUGUUCCUCCAAGUCUGGAGCCACAAGCGUAGCUUUGAAGCUCUGCAGGAUGUUGUCACCGAGUACAAGCUUCGCCUUGCCCUGGAGACUUGGGAGAACUCGCUCGAGUUGUGUGAGGCCGAGACCAUCGUGGUGCCCCUCAGCACGCCUCACAAGGGCCACCCCUUGAUCUUCAACUCAAUGGCCAUCUACCGCAACACGCGGGCUCGCUUGGAAGUUGACCUCAAGUCCGUCCAAGAAGCCCUUCGCUACCACUCCUCGUACGAGGUGGCCGCAGCCAUGACCGUGGCUCGCGACAAGGUGAAGCGGUCCCCCGAGAUGAACAAGGUUAUUCAGCAAUGCUUCGAAUGCAUUGAGAUUGCUGCAGUUCAAGGCAUAAACUGGGUUGCCAAGACAUCUGCUACCAACUGGAGUGUCGAGCAUCCCCUCUGUGGCCUUGAUCUGAUGGUUAUACUCAGCUUGUGGCUCUAUCGCCUGGAACAUGACGAGGAACCAGCUACUGAGGCGGAAAUUGCCAUCUACAGCAAGGUCCGCAAUCUCUUUGACGACGAUGCAAUUGAUGCCUUUGGCAAGUUGAGCUCCACUGUUUCCCGCGUCUGGGGUAACAUACUUGACGGUGUCGUUGUUUGGGGAAUCACCAAACUCAUGGGUGAAUCCUUCAAGCUCCACGCCCAAGCUUUGGUCGGUUAUGAGGACUCUUUGCACGUUGCCAAAGACCAGCCCUUGCACCCUAUGCCCACCAAAAGCCUUGCGAGCGUCGGCACCGCAUACUAG
Talaromyces rugulosus is the source of this 2436-nucleotide messenger RNA. RefSeq lists its product as uncharacterized. The coding region runs from base 1 to 2436 and encodes 811 amino acids. Gene Ontology annotation, biological process: DNA-templated transcription; regulation of transcription by RNA polymerase II. The transcript is spliced from 4 exons. Gene Ontology annotation, molecular function: RNA polymerase II cis-regulatory region sequence-specific DNA binding; zinc ion binding; DNA-binding transcription factor activity, RNA polymerase II-specific. The record is from RefSeq and is a predicted model, not a curated record. Gene Ontology annotation, cellular component: chromatin. NCBI's taxonomy places the organism in Eukaryota, Fungi, Ascomycota, Eurotiomycetes, Eurotiales, Trichocomaceae.